UUUCAAACAUCAUUUUUAGUUUCUUCUUCCUUCCAGCAUUCUCCUUCACACAUUCUUUUUAUCACAUGUUUUCUAACUCUCUGCCUCUUCAAUUUCACACACACAGUGCGUGAGGCACCCACAGAUAUCUAAGCCCUCUUCUUCUUGCCUUCCGUUUUUACUUUGUUUCCAUUGAUGUUACACCUUCCCCUUCCUAUCUCUUUCUCUCUAAAUUUUCGUAUAUAUAUUGGGACUGUUUAACAUGGGAAAAAUAAUCAAUUUCUGAAGCAAACCAAUCAUCAAAACCACACGCUCUCGAGGGUUUUGGGGAAGAUAGCGAUAAUUCCUUGCAAACUCAUCGUGCGUGUCUCGUGAAAUGGCUGAUGUUGUAAAAUUAUCUUGCAAUUCUCAACGAUUUUCUUAUUCAUUGUUGACUUCUCUCUCUUCCUCUUUGAAUUCUUGUCCCCGGCCUCUUCCCCGCUAUCAAGGAGGCCAGCAGAAAAGUGCAGUUUCUGUUUCUGAUUUCUGUUCCAUUGGUGGUGGCGCCCCGAUUGCCUUCCGACCCCGCAAGCAAUUUGGGAAAUUCAAGGUAAGUGCAACUGUUACUGAAACUGAGCAGCCCAAGUGGUGGGAAAGAAGUGCUGGCCCGAACAUGAUUGAUAUUCACUCCACACAAGAAUUUUUGAGUGCCUUGAGUGAGGCUGGAGAAAGGCUGGUUAUAGUUGAGUUCUAUGGUACAUGGUGUGCUUCUUGUAAAGCAUUAUUUCCCAAGCUUUGCAGAACGGCACAGGAGCAUCCUGAGAUAUUGUUCUUGAAAGUCAAUUUUGAUGAGAACAAGCCCAUGUGCAAGAGUUUGAAUGUCAAGGUUCUUCCAUAUUUCCACUUCUACCGUGGAGCAGAUGGGCAGCUCGAGUCCUUCUCAUGUUCUCUUGCAAAAUUUCAGAAGAUUAAAGAUGCCAUCGCACUACAUAACACAGAUCGUUGCAGCAUUGGUCCUCCUAGAGGUAUUGGAGAGCUAAACCUUGAAGGCCCAACUUCUUCGAAAGAGAAGCUAGCAGAGUCAUCUGCAACAUAGUUCUUCAAUUUACAAAGGAAUUGUUUUAUAGCAGUAUUGCAUUUGUAUCCUAUGUUACUAUAGUAGAUAAUUUUAUGUAUUGUCUAUAAUAGCAAUAUUUUUAAUUUUACUGAAGCAAAACUGGAAAAUGUAAACGUUCCUUUGCUCAUUGUUUAGAGUUGUGCCAAAGUUUUCCAAUCAUUUCUGAGAAAUCAA
This is a messenger RNA of Salvia miltiorrhiza (redroot sage), 1249 nucleotides long. Its product is annotated as thioredoxin-like 2, chloroplastic. The transcript has 4 exons. Gene Ontology annotation, biological process: cell redox homeostasis. The record is from RefSeq and is a predicted model, not a curated record. Lineage: Eukaryota; Viridiplantae; Streptophyta; Magnoliopsida; Lamiales; Lamiaceae. The coding region runs from base 356 to 1054 and encodes 232 amino acids.